Molecule: messenger RNA, 1606 nt
Organism: Drosophila miranda
Lineage: Eukaryota; Metazoa; Arthropoda; Insecta; Diptera; Drosophilidae
Product: telomere-binding protein cav-like
Exons: 2
Coding region: 67-627 (186 amino acids)
Source: RefSeq, a predicted model, not a curated record
AAUUGCGGUAAAUUGAGAAAUUGAACGUAAGGCGCUAAUAAAUACAAGAUAAGAAACAACGCCAAAAUGGCACGCUCAGUGCUGAGCUAUGCCCUCCACAAAUUUCAGACCGAGAAGGCGCAAAAGCUGAUGUCAAAGGCGAACAAUGCGACCGACCGUGAAUUGUUUGCGGCAUUUAACGCGGCGACCAAAAUAACCUCUGAGGAUCUGCAGCGCGAGUACAGCAGCGAGGAAGUGAAGUCCCUGUGUCUGCGUACCAAAGUACGCGUGAAAAUGCACUACUUCAACUCUGUGUGGGACGCCAAAUUGAAGCGGGAGAAGAAGGGACGCCUUGCGAAUAAGUCCGAUUCGGCCAUAAACGCCAUGCUCGUCAGAGCGACGAAAAAGGAAAAAUAUAAACCCUAUACAGCCAAACAUGUAGCCCAAUACAAUCACAUAGCCAAGUGUGAGCUUAAAAGGAAGAAUAAUUUGCGAUUGGAUCGUUGGAAGCGAGAAAGGCGGACGUCACAGACAUUGACACGUUCUGAGCCGGAAUCACAUGGAAUUCAACCCGGAAAUGUUUCGGCUGGGCUGGCAUCUCCACCGGCACGAUUUGAGCUGAAAUUGCCGGAUAUGCCUGUAUUAUAACUGGAAUAACUUGCGCAAACACCGGCAACUCAGUAAUAAAAAAAAAAAAAAAUUCUUAAUUUUUAUUGUCACAAACUAUCUCUAGUGUUGAAAUUACAAGACUCAGUGGCGCCAUGGCAGUGUUUGUUCUUGGAACUAGUUUCGCAGGCAGUCUGGCAACCCCUCGUUCUUAUAAAAUUUGUAAGCAAUUCAAUUGGAAUCCAUUCGCAUGUAUUUCGCGGAUUUUGAAUGGAAGAGGCAGCGAAUGGAACCCCGCAGUCGGCGCGGAGACCACGGCUUGGUCUGAUGAGACGGGCGUGCCACACCACGCCUUUGUUGCGGCUGCAGCGGGAGGAAUUGGGAACCACUACACCUACAGAUCGGACAGAACAAGAGACUCCUCGCGCCCUUCCGCUGUCCACAAAUAGUCGCAAACGCAUCGGAUUGUCCCGCAUCCGUACGGAGCUGACCAAGAAGCGGCUGGAGUUCGCAGCCGUAAGCCAACUUAAGGAGAAGACCAGCGAGAAGGAGUCCACUCCAAGAGAAAAAGAAAACAAACCACAAGCAAAGAAUAAAGCGGAACGUACAGUGGCCAGAAAGUUGCAAGAGGAUGAAAGGGGCAAGAUAGUAGAAGACAAGGACCGACUGGAAGAGGAUGAUGAAAGAGCCAAGAUAGUGGAAGACAAAGAGCAAAUGGAAGAGGAGGAUGUAGAAGUAGUGGACAAAGAGCAAAUGGAAGAGGAGGAUGAUGAAGUAGAACCACAGGACAGCAGAAUCGCCGAGCUGCAGGCAGACAUCGAGACCUGGCGGCGGGGAUUCAUAGCUACUAUGAACGACCUGCAGGCCAUGGUCGAUCCCCGGCCGACAAAGAAGGCCGUGUUGAUACAACUAGGUAUUCCUCUCGAGAUGCUGCGGUACCUGGAGGAGGACUGACACUCGGACAAUGCUUCACGGUGGCAAAAUGUAUUACUCCGCAAUAAAAACAGAUUGUGAACAAAAC